This is a messenger RNA of Aspergillus saccharolyticus JOP 1030-1, 990 nucleotides long. RefSeq lists its product as uncharacterized. The record is from RefSeq and is a predicted model, not a curated record. Gene Ontology annotation, cellular component: endoplasmic reticulum membrane. Gene Ontology annotation, biological process: unsaturated fatty acid biosynthetic process. The coding region runs from base 1 to 990 and encodes 329 amino acids. The transcript has 9 exons. NCBI's taxonomy places the organism in Eukaryota, Fungi, Ascomycota, Eurotiomycetes, Eurotiales, Aspergillaceae. Gene Ontology annotation, molecular function: stearoyl-CoA 9-desaturase activity; heme binding; iron ion binding.
AUGGGCCUCUCGGACUUGGAGUUAGAAACACUCAUGACCCACGCAAAGAGUAGAUCAAGAUCUAAGCCACAGAAGCAAACAAAGCAUAUAAUACAGAAAAUUUUCCUUAGGCUUAUAGCCUCAAAGGCAACAUUUCUAGCAACGACCAACUGGCUCAACGUCAUUUUCAUCAUUAUAAUUCCUACUAUAGGUUUCUGGAAAGCGCGCAGUGUGCCUCUCCACACACCUACAGCUCUCUGGACUGUCGUAUACUAUUUCUGUACUGGGUUCGGGAUCUCAGCAGGAUACCACCGUCUCUGGUCCCAUUCGUCUUAUACCGCGUCACGGCCACUCAAGCUAUUCCUGGCUCUCUAUGGCAGAGGGGCACGUGAAUUUAUAUGGGCUCACAUGGGGUGGAUGAUCAAGAAGCAGGACCCCGAAACUAUCAGACGCGUCUCGAUAUCCAACCGGAUAAAGAUCCGAUUGUGGACUUACAUUUCCCACUGCAUCGCUGGGCUUGGAUGGGGGGAUUGGAAGGGCGGUUUGAUUUAUGCUGGUUUUGUACGGCUAUUCGUCGUGCAGCAGUUAACAUUCUGCAUUAACUCGAUUGCCCAUUGGAUAAGAGAGCAAACAUAUGAUAAUACGCGGACGCCGAGGAAUAAUACUUUCGCGGCCUUGAUCACGUUGGGGGAGGGCUGGCAUAAUUUUCACCACGAGUUUCCGAGCGAUUAUCAUUGUGCAGUGCAAUGGUAUCAAUCCCUUGGCCUCGCGGGCAACCUGCAAAGACUCCACUCGAAUGAAAUUGAGAAAGGUUUAAAGCAGGGGAAGAGGGCGCUUACUGUUAUCGCAGGCGUGGUGCAUGAUGUUACUGAGUUUAUUGAGCACCAUCCUGGAGGACCGAUAAUGAUCAGAGGCGGGAUUGGGAAGAAUGCCACUGCAAUGUUCAACGGCGGAGUCUAUGGCCGGAGUCGGAACUGGGUGCUGGAUGAGCACCGCGGUGCCGUUGGGUAG